GUUUUUUUUUCUAUUUGAGCUUUCCAAGCAUGAGAUGUACAUCGGUGAAAACUAUAUCACUUAUUGGUUUUUAUUUGUUUUAUUAACAUCAGAAAUGUCGCAAGUUCGAAAAAAAUUAUCAGGAGCACAAAACUUGAAGCGAAAAAAACAAAGAGAAGCUAAUAACGAAAAAAGCGCCCAACAGCUAGCCAAAUAUCUUAAAAUUGAAGAAAAACCGUGUUCAAGUCAACCAACAGACGACUGCAUAAUUACUUCAGAGAAUAUUCCAGAUAAUGUGGCGGAGAUUCAGCAUAUACCCGAUGUAGAAACAUCUAAUGCUACUCCAUUGGCUGCAGAAGUAACAGCCAUAUCAACGACCACAGAAAUAUCUGUAGAUAUCGCUCAAUGGCCGUCGUCUUUGUCAUUCAAAACAAUAGACCUUAUCAUAUUGCAGGGCCCACAUAACGGUAAACUGGCAGAUAAAGAUUAUCCACGGAAUAAAAAAGGGCGCCAUUUUUCUAAUGUGCACUUUCAACGAGUCAUGUCAAACGGUGAAAUUUAUGAUCGGAAAUGGUUGAUAUAUUCAAAUUCUACACAGAAGAUUUAUUGUUUUUGCUGCUAUAUAUUUAAGCGGUCUAAACCUUGUAAACUCUGUAACGCCGGCUUUGACGAUUGGUCACAUGUAUCUCUGGUACUAAAGAACCAUGAAAGUUCAGACGACCACCAGUCAGCUUUAUCAAUUUGGCUCGAAACUUCAAAAAGAUUAAGGACAUGUUCUGGAAUUGACAAAGCCCUUCAAAUGCGACUGGAAAUUGAUAAAUGUAGAUGGUCUUCUGUGCUGGAAAGAAUAGUAGCAAUCACACUUUUUUUGGCGGAACACAAUCUAUCUUUUCGUGGCAGCAGUGACAAAUUAAAUACACCAAAGAAUGGCAACUUUCUAGGUUUAGUCCAAUUAUUGGGAAAAUUUGAUCCAGUCAUGACAGAGCAUUUGCGACGGAUAAUGCACAAGGAAACCAACCAAUCACUACUAUUUCAAAAAGCUAAAUAUUUCUCGAUUUUAGAUUGUACACCCGAUAUAAGUCACACCGAACAAAUGAGCGUCACAUUUAGGUUUUUUGAUGUUGAUGAAUUUUGUGUGCGUGAGUGCUUUUUGACUUAUAAACCUGUGACAGACUCCAGCGGAAAAGGGCUAACAGGCAUAUUUUUGGACGAAAUUGUCGAUAAAUACAACAUUGAUAUGAAUGAUUGUAGAGGACAAGGUUAUGACAAUGGAGCUAAUAUGGUUGGACAACAAAAAGGAGUUCAGAGUCGCAUAACUGAAAAGUUUUCCCGAGCUUUUUUUAAUCCUUGUGGUUGCCACAAUCUCAACCUUGUUGUGGCUGAUGCAGUUAAAACUUCAGUCAAAUCAGUUUCAUUAUUUGGUAUCCUCCAGCGCUUGUUUGUGUUUUUUUCAAACUCAACAAAGAGAUGGGAAGUUAUUUCGAAACAUGUGAAGAGCUUAACUUUAAAAAAGGUGUGUGAAACAAGAUGGGAAAGUAGAGUCAACAGCUUGCAAGCGAUGCGGUAUCAGUACGCCGAAGUAAAAAGUACAUUGGAAGAAGAAUAUCGACAGUCAACUGAUCCCGUGGCAAGUUCAGAAGCUAAAUCGCUUGCAGAUAAUUUGGAGAAGUUCGAGUUUUUGCUGUCGUUAGUCAUUUGGCACGACGUUUUAUUCCACGUCAAUCUUGUCAGCAAAUCCAUGCAGUCAGAGCGGGUACACCUGUCAGAUGCAACAGAAAUGAUGCACAAAUGUUUGAAAUUUUUGAAAGAAUAUAGAGACGAAGGAUUAAUAAAGGCUCUCAUUGCAGCUAAGGACAUAGCUGAAGAAGCUGAAAUAAGCCCAGAGUUUGAAACAAUCCGCGCACGAAAAAAGAAGAAAAUGUUCCCAUGUGAAAAUGAAGAUAACGCGCCAAUGGAUCCAGAAACGUUACUCAGAACAAAUGUUUUCUAUCCUAUGUUAGACACUGCUAUAAACUCAAUAGAGACACGCUUCACACAACUUACUACAAUUAAUGAUACUUGGUCUUUCCUUUAUGAUUUGAAUAAGACCGAUGAAAAUUUGAAAGAAGCUUGCCUGAGGUUGGGGGAAAAACUAACGCAUGAUCAUAAUUGCGAUAUUUCGGGAUUGGAGCUUUCAAGAGAAAUCGUGUGUUUAAAACAGUUUUUAGAUAUUGAUAAAGGCCACCCGAAAGCAGUCCUUCAGAUCUUAGCGUUAAAUGAUUGGCAAGAUACAUUUCCUAAUAUUUGGACAGCUCCCCGGAUUUUUGUAACUAUUCCGGUUACGGUGGCCAAAGGUGAACGGAGUUUUAGCAAGCUUAAGUAAUUAAUUAAAACGUACCUUAGGUCAACUCUUGCAGAAAAUAAGCUUUCUGAUCUAGCCUUGCUGUCCAUUGAAAAUGAUAUAGCUCAGACAUUAUCGUAUGAGGAGAUCAUAAAAAAAAAUUUGCAAAUGCAAAAGUGCGUAUGCAGCUAUUUAAUUAAAAUUUCUUCUCCAGGUGAUAUAAAUAGUUUACUAUUAUUGUUAUUAUUAGGAGCCUGUAGCCUAAAUAGUUAA
This is a messenger RNA of Centruroides sculpturatus (bark scorpion), 2572 nucleotides long. RefSeq lists its product as uncharacterized. The record is from RefSeq and is a predicted model, not a curated record. Gene Ontology annotation, molecular function: protein dimerization activity. NCBI's taxonomy places the organism in Eukaryota, Metazoa, Arthropoda, Arachnida, Scorpiones, Buthidae.